Messenger RNA from Tribolium madens (black flour beetle), 1823 nucleotides. RefSeq names its product fatty acyl-CoA reductase wat-like. The transcript is spliced from 6 exons. Lineage: Eukaryota; Metazoa; Arthropoda; Insecta; Coleoptera; Tenebrionidae. Gene Ontology annotation, cellular component: peroxisome. Bases 107 to 1684 code for a protein of 525 amino acids. Gene Ontology annotation, molecular function: alcohol-forming very long-chain fatty acyl-CoA reductase (NADP+) activity. The record is from RefSeq and is a predicted model, not a curated record. Gene Ontology annotation, biological process: long-chain fatty-acyl-CoA metabolic process.
UUCACCCUGUAUUUCUUACAUCUAUUCAGGGUUUCCCCCUAUCCGCCAUUGUGCAAAUUCCUUUUGCUUUAAAAUGGAAAUAUUUCGAAAUUUUUAUAUGUAAAAAAUGCAAAAUAGAUUCAAGGCCGUGACAAGUGUAUUCAAUUUUGUAUUCAAAUUUGACAAUUUCUUGUUAGUUUUCCUCUACUCGACAAUGGAAACGAACCAAAUUGUUGACUUCUUCAAAAACCAAACUCUUUUCCUAACCGGAGGAACUGGUUUUGUUGGCAAACUCAUCUUAGAAAAACUCCUCCGGGAAUGUCCCGAAAUCAAAAAAAUCUUCUUGAUUGUGCGCCCGAAAAAAGGAAAAACGCCGCAAGAACGCUUCGAGGAACUUUUCGAUAUGCCCUGUUUCGAAUUACUCAAAUCGACCAAAAUCAACAUAUCGGAGAAAGUCUCUUUGGUCGAUGGUGAUUGUCAAGAGCCCUUUUUGGAUCUUAGUGCCCAAAAUUUGGAUUUGUUGCGUGAAGAAGUGACCUGCGUGAUCCACGCCGCCGCCAAUGUUAAAUUCGACCAAAGUCUCAAAGAGGCAGCUUUUAAUGUGCGAGCGACUCGAGAUUUGCUCGAGUUGGCCAAACAAAUGCCCAAUUUGAAGAGUUUUGUCUACGUCUCGACAGCUUAUUCCAAUUGUCUUAAUCCUCAUAUUAAGGAAGAUUUCUACGAACCACCUCUGAAACCUGAAAAUUUACUUUCUGUAGUAAAUUCCCUCGACGAUGAUGUUUUAACGAAAAUAACACCCUCUUUAUUGGGCCCCUGGCCCAACACUUACAUCUACACCAAAUCCAUAACUGAGGAUUUAGUCAAAUCAGCUAGUACUAGCCUCCCUAUUGCCAUAGUACGCCCAGCUAUCAUUGUAAGUUCCAUGAAAGAACCAAUUCCUGGUUGGAUUGACAAUUUCUACGGAGUUGUUGGCCUAGUAAUGGGCAUCGGUUUGGGGGUCAUACAUAGUUUACAUAUCAGUUUAAAUGCACCAGCGUUAAUAGUAACUGUUGAUUAUGUCGCUAAUUUAAUUAUAACAGUCGCUUGGAAAACAGGAUGUGAGACAACGAAAAAAACACCCAUUUAUAAUUACAUAACAAUAAGUAAAAAUCAAUUGACUUGGGGUGAAUUUUUAAAAGUUAUGAACAGUCAAUAUUGGAAUGCCCUCACCGAUAAAAUAGUCUGGUAUUAUAGUUGUCAAAUAGCGGAGAGUAAACUCUGGCACAACAUACAGAUUUUUUUCUUGCACACGGUUUUGGGAUACGUGGUGGAUUUUGUUUUGUUUUGUCUGGGAAGACCCACACUAGCCGUAAAAAAUUAUAAAAGACUAAACAAGCUUUUAGAAGUAACUUCGUUUUUUACAACCCGGAAUUGGGCUUUUGACGAUUCCAAUGUUCGACACUUGUGGAAUGAAUUGAGUAAUAACGAUAAGAAAACUUUUGAAUUCUAUGUGGAUCAAGUGGAUUGGAAUAAAUAUGCAGUUGAUAGUAUUUCCGGAGGACGGAAAUUUUUGUUGAAAGAUACAAUAGAUUCGCUUCCUCGUGGAAGAAGGAAAGUGAAGAUUUUACUUGUUGCCCAUUACACUCUUAUUGCUGUUUUUUGGUUUGUGGUUUAUAAAGUUUGGAUGUUUUUUUUCGGUUCAAUAUUUUUUAAGUGUGUAGAAUAGAAGAAAAACAUAUUGUAAACAGCUAAAUUAGAAUUACAAAAUUAAAUAUAAACCUUCAUUCGUCUUGAAUGAAUUAAAUUAUGAUGUAUGAAAUGACUGUUCUUUUUCAAUAACGAAUAAUUAAAAAAAUUCACAAUUA